Molecule: messenger RNA, 1317 nt
Organism: Arabidopsis thaliana (thale cress)
Lineage: Eukaryota; Viridiplantae; Streptophyta; Magnoliopsida; Brassicales; Brassicaceae
Product: B-cell receptor-associated protein 31-like protein
Exons: 2
Coding region: 447-1106 (219 amino acids)
Biological process (GO): endoplasmic reticulum to Golgi vesicle-mediated transport; intracellular protein transport
Cellular component (GO): endoplasmic reticulum membrane; membrane; endoplasmic reticulum
Source: RefSeq, marked reviewed
AAAUUUUAAGUUUACAUAAUUAAUUAGUACACCACUAAUCACAACCAUUGAUCUCCCUCUCUCUCGCUAGAUUAGUACUAAACAACAUUUAUACCUUUAUGCUUUCUACUGAACUUUUCUCAGAUCCUUCUUCACUCUUCAGUGUUUCCUCUCUCCUACUAAAACCUUCUUCAGUUUCUUGAAUUCAAUUCUUCUCUUAGUCUUCUCCAUUUUAUGAUUUCUUGGUGGUAUCAAGAACUCAGUGACCGAUUUCUUGAAAAAGCUAAUGAGUUUUAGAUAAACUCGUUGCUUGCUUUCUCUUCAUUCUCCGAUCUGGGUUUUGGUUUUAAAUCCAUACCCAAGUAGCAAAACUAGAAGACAAGAGCUAUAGAAAUUAGGGUUUAGAGUUUACCUUAUUGGUGAAUUGUGGUAAAGGAACAAACUUUAGGGGGAGAACUCAUUCAGACAUGAUUCAGUUACUGUUUCUAGUUCUAUUUGUGGAAGGUGCGAUUGCAUUCUUACUGUUGAUAAAGAUUGGUCCUUUGAGAGAGCUUGUGAUUAAAAGUCUUGACCAGAUGAAGAUGGGUAAAGGUCCUGCCACUGUGAAAACAAUCGCUGGAACUAUGUCUGUUAUUCUCUUUUCUAAUCUUAUGAGCAUUGUCAAGAUCCAGAAUAAAGGUGCAAAGCUUGGGACAAUGUCUCCUAUGGAUCAGGUUCUUUGGAGAACACACUUGCUUGAAGCUUCUUUAUUGGGAGUCGUACUUUUUCUCGGCUUUAUAAUUGACAGAAUGCAUCACUACCUCAGAAAGCUAAUCAAUUUGAGAAGCAACGUCGGAUCAUCGAAAGAAGAACUUGAACAGCUCCAGAAAGAAAGAACCGAACUGAAGGAGAAAGAGGAGAAAGCAUCCAAGGAAAUCAAGCAGUUGCAAGUAAAAUUGUCAUCUAUUACAGAGAGACUAAAGAAAGCAGAGACUGAGUCAAAAGAGAAAGAGAAGAAACUCGAAACUGCUGAAACACAUGUUACGGCGUUACAGAAACAGUCUGCAGAGCUGCUUCUAGAGUAUGAUAGAUUGCUAGAAGAUAACCAACAUCUCCAAAGCCAAAUCUUGGGGAAAACCAAGAGCUGAUGUUAAGAUUGUCUGGUGUUAUUUAACAAUGAGAGAGUUUAUAGAGUAUUGUAGUUGCAGGAAUUCUUGCAACAUUUUUGUUUUUAGUGUAUGGAUAUUGAAUGGUUCUUGUUUCUUCUCAAGUCUUUGGAAUGUUUUUGUGACGACAAUUAUAUCAAAAUCAGCGUUGAGUAUGACAAAGAAAGAGAGCUAAGAUAGUUAAUUUGUAACU